This is a messenger RNA of Topomyia yanbarensis, 5651 nucleotides long. Its product is annotated as phospholipid-transporting ATPase ABCA3-like. Lineage: Eukaryota; Metazoa; Arthropoda; Insecta; Diptera; Culicidae. Bases 692 to 5611 code for a protein of 1639 amino acids. Gene Ontology annotation, biological process: lipid transport; transmembrane transport. The record is from RefSeq and is a predicted model, not a curated record. The transcript is spliced from 9 exons. Gene Ontology annotation, molecular function: lipid carrier activity; ABC-type transporter activity; ATP hydrolysis activity. Gene Ontology annotation, cellular component: membrane; intracellular membrane-bounded organelle.
UCGUCGUCGUCGCGCGUUGUUAUCGUGGGUGGGUGGUUGGUUGGUUGGUGAACUGACCUCAACCUUCGCCGCCAGCAAGCACUUACCAGUGACGGUGGCAAUUACACUAUAACUAGCCAGCAGCGGGAAGGUUGAAAGCUCUUUUCGUCAAUCGAUAAAAGUGGCUCGACCGGGUCGGACGUUUUGUGGCAAACAACGAAUGACGAGGAUAUCAAAAUUUUGCCAGUAAUAGUGUUUACUUUUUCUUGAUGGAGAAACGAGAUAGAUGGAUGAAUGUGUCAACAACUGAAUGAGUGACGACGAGACGGAUAGGUAUAGUCUACUGCGAUAAACCGAUUUUGGCACAGUUUGUCAUCGAUUGAUUCACGAAACUGUGAUAGUAGAUUUUAGUAGGUAGGUUGGUGGGGUGUUAGUGAUUCAGCAGAAACGUGCCCUGUGUCAGAGUAACGAAUGUCAGUGGCGGGCGACGCAACGCAUCUCUUAUCAUUCAUUUACGAUUCAAGUGGCACUAGAGACUGCUUGACCAACAGUAACGUUUGUGUUGUUCCUCAUGAAUAAUUCAGAGCAAGUACUGCUGCAGUGAAUGUGUCCCGCACGUGCAGUGAUCUAAAUCUUCAGAUGAAAUUGAUUGUACACAAUAUAGUGAGUACAAUAGAGAUAAGAGGAAUUCGCUCCACUCAGAACGUUAACGAUGACUACUAGCAGCUGGGAUAAGUUUUGUUUGUUGCUGUGGAAAAACUGGACCAUUCAGAAGCGGCAUUACAUACAAACUAUAUUCGAAAUUCUCAUACCGGCGCUAUGCUGUUCGAUGUUGAUUCUGGUGCGGGGCUUGGUAGACCCCGAGUUGGUUGUCGAGCCGACUAUUUUCAGACCGAUGGAAGCCGACACGUUUAGUAUGAUGUAUUUGCAAAAUCCACCGAUCAUUCCAAAGAUUGCAUACUCUCCAAAGAACGCCAUACUAGACAGUUUGAUUAAGGACGCCUAUGAAAAUCAUCUUCGCAGUACCACUACAUUUACACAUGAAGGAUACCCGGAUGCUCGUAGCCUAGAGAGCUUGCUUGUACAGCAAAACUAUUACGUCGGCGUCGAAUUCGACGAUGCUUUAGCGAACAUAACAACCCUUCCGGACAGGAUACAUUUCGCCCUACGAUAUCCGGGCGAAACACGCGUUGGACAGUGGAUGUUUUCCAGCUGGCUGACCAACCUGUUGGUGGUUCCCUUCGCACCCGGGGCCAGAAAUCGAAACCUAACUGAUGGAGGAUCACCCAACUAUUACUAUGAAGGAUUUAUAGCUAUGCAGGCGGCACUGUCCAGCGCCAUCGUGGCUACAAAAAAUCCCGACUUUCAAACGCAACGGGUGAUGCUAAGGCGCAUUCCCUACCCUCCGUUCUACGAAGACAAACUGCUCCCGGCCAUGGAACAACUGUUGCCGCUGAUCAUCCUUAUCUCAUUCUUCUACACGUGCAUCAACACAGUAAAGUACAUUACUAUCGAGAAGGAACGCCAGCUGAAGGAGGCGAUGAAAAUCAUGGGGCUAUCGAAUUGGCUUCACUGGACCGCCUGGUUCGUGCGCUGUUUGGUACUUCUCCUGAUCACCAUUUCGUUGGUCACCGUUUUGAUGACGGCUAACCUAACAACCAACACGGAUCUGUCCGUUCUGGAAUACAGUAGCUGGUCAGCUUUGUGGGUAUUCCUGUUAGCAUUUGCGAUCGCCACGAUCUGCUUCUGUUUCAUGAUGAGUGUAUUCUUCAACAAAGCAAACACGGCAGCUGGGAUCGCUGGACUGAUGUGGUUCCUGCUAAUCAUGCCGUUCAACAUCACAGUGCGCGACUACGACGACAUGGCUACCGGAUCGAAGAUAGCUCUCUGUCUGCUAUCCAACACGGCAAUGUCGAUGGGGGUGUUAAACAUUGUACGACUAGAGGGCAACCAGGCGGGACUACAGUGGUUUAAUCUGUUCACUCCGUCAACGAUGAACGACGGAUUAAGCGUUGGAGUUGUGAUCAUCAUGCUACUGGUAGAUGCCCUCAUCUAUCUAGCGAUUGCACUGUACUUUGAGCAGAUUAUGCCUGGGGAGUUUGGAGUAGCAAAACCGUGGUACUUUCUGUUUUCAAGAGAGUUUUGGAUUCGUAACAAAGUAGGUGAUCACUUUCAGAACGGACUCGUGAAGGCCGGUGAAUCGGAAUACAUUCAACCGGAUCCACCGAUGAAACAUGCCGGUAUCAGAAUCAAGCACCUCCGAAAAGUCUACGAUCGGAAGGUGGCCGUCGAUGGACUUGAUCUGAACAUGUAUGAGGACCAGAUUACGGUUCUAUUGGGUCACAAUGGUGCCGGAAAGACGACUACAAUGUCGAUGUUGACGGGAAUGUUUUCACCCAGUUCGGGAACCGCUUUGGUAAACGAUCAUGAUAUCCGCACGGAAAUAGAAGGAGUUCGUCGAUCGCUUGGACUCUGUCCGCAGCAUAAUGUAUUGUUCAGUGAGUUGACGGUUGCUGAACACAUCCGGUUUUUCGCUAAACUGAAAGGAGUAGGCAAAGAUCAAGUGUCCGAUGAAAUUGAGAAGUAUGUAAAUCUGUUGGAGUUGAAGGAUAAAAAGAACGCUCAAUCGCACACUCUAUCGGGUGGUAUGAAAAGGAAGCUUGCCGUUGGAGUCGCGCUCUGCGGUGGGUCCAAGGUGGUGCUGUUGGAUGAGCCGAGCUCUGGAAUGGAUCCAUCGGCGCGAAGAUCGUUGUGGGAGCUGCUGCAGAAGGAGAAAGUUGGAAGAACUGUGCUGCUUUCGACGCAUUUCAUGGAUGAAGCGGAUGUACUAGGCGACAGGAUUGCUAUAAUGGCCGAAGGUUCACUGAGGGCGGUUGGGUCGCCAUUUUUUCUGAAGAAAGCAUUCGGUGUUGGAUAUCGACUGAUUUGCGUGAAAGGUGCGAAUUGUGAUAAGGGUCGACUGUUGGGUGUACUGCGACGAUAUAUACCGGAAGCCGUAUUGGAAACUGAUAUCGGUACGGAAAUAUCUAUUGUGCUGCGGGAAGAAUACAUUGACAAAUUUCAGCCAAUGCUGGAGGAUUUGGAGAACGAUAUGGAAGCUUGUGGUGUGUCCAGCUAUGGGAUCUCGUUGACGACAAUGGAGGAAGUGUUUUUGAGAUCUGGAAGCGAUUUCCAAGCAAAAUCUGACCCAAGUCAAGAUCUUUUCAUAGACACAUCAACCGGUGAAUAUGCACUGGAAAACCUCCAACUGCUACGCGGAACCAGUCUCCUUCUCAACCAAACCAGGGCCCAGUUCAUGAAAAAACUACUAGUAACCAUACGAAGUCUCAUAACCCUAUCCAUGCAAAUUCUGAUCCCGAUAGUGUUCGUUCUAGUCACCUACAUAAUCAUUCUAAACUCAACCGCAGGACGCGAUCUGCCACCGCUGGAAAUCACUCUAGAAUCCUACACAGCAUCCGUUACAGUUCUUGAACAAAACACCACAAGCGACCCGAUUGCUCAAGCUUACCAGCGCCAGUUUAACAACCUCGGCCCAACGCAUCAGUUACUCACCACCAGCGAAGACAUGAACGAUUUCAUCCUUCAAAAGUCCCACGAAUCUAUUUCAACGGUAAACACCCGCUACUGGGUUGCUGCCAGUAUUAACGGAACGGAUUCGACGGCCUGGUUUAACAACAAAGCCUACCAUAGUGCUCCGCUAGCCAUCAACCUUCUGUACAACGCUUACCUUCAGUCAUUUUGUGCUGAUUGCGACAUUCGCGUGACCAACAAACCCCUGCCGUACCGGUUGGAAACGCGUUUUGAACAGCUGGACACCGGUGCCAACUCGGGUUUUCAGCUGGCAUUCAAUACGGGCUUCGCCAUGGCUUUCGUAGCAGCACUGUACAUAAUGUUUUACAUUCGUGAGAGAACUACCCGCGCCAAAUUGCUUCAGUUUGUGAGUGGAGUCAACGUCUGUCUGUUCUGGGCCGUAUCCUUUAUUUGGGAUUAUCUGGUGUUCGUGGUGGUCAGUUUGUUCUAUCUAGCUACGCUUGCAGCAAUACAGGUGGAUGGCUGGUCUACAUUCCUGCAGCUGGCUAGGGUGUUUCUUGUGCUUUUGCUGUUUGGCUUCGCUGUAAUUCCUACGACGUAUCUGUUUUCGUAUCUGUUUGACGUACCUGCGACCGGGUUCGUGAAGAUGAUGCUGUUGAAUGUCCUCUCCGGAACGGUAUGUUUCACCGCCGUUACAUUACUGAAAUUUGAGGGGAUCGAUCUGAAGGAUGUUGCCAAUACAUUGGAGUGGGUGUUUAUGUUUUUCCCGAACUUUGUCCUGAGUCACGCUUUGAACAGUCUGAACCGAGUCGCUAGUACGGAAGGGUUCUGCGAUCGGCAGUGCGAGCUGAUUCCGAUGUGUACGAACGAGCUGAUGUGUUCGUUUGUGCCGCAAUGCUGUCAGCAGGAGGUGUUCGUUUUUGGUGAGGACGGGAUUAACAGGAAUUUAAUUUUUCUGGCAGCGGUUGGAAUCGGAGCGUUCGGUUUGAUAAUGCUUAUUGAGUAUCGGGUGUUGAAGAGGAUUUUCAAUCGACGAACGAAGGAGCAGGAGGAGGUUGUGGAAGAAAUUGAUUCUGAUGUUCGGGCGGAAAAGCUAAAGAUAGCUAACAUGUCUCAGGCUGAAGUAAAUAGCUACAAUUUGGUUCUGAAGGAUUUAUCGAAGUAUUAUAAAAAAUUUAAGGCAGUUAAUAGACUAUCGAUAGGAAUACGGCAUUCGGAAUGUUUUGGUCUACUUGGGAUCAAUGGAGCCGGGAAGACUUCCACGUUCAAGAUGAUGACUGGUGACGAAAGCAUUUCUUCUGGUGAGGCUUGGGUUAGCGGUAUAAGUUUGCUAACAGAAAUGGACCGCGUUCAUCAACAUAUUGGCUACUGUCCGCAAUUUGAUGCGCUAUUGGAGGAUCUUACCGGCCGGGAAACUCUGAAGUUGUUUGCUAUGCUACGUGGUGUGCGAAAUGUCGAGUUGAACAGUGUAUCGAUAACUCUGGCAGAAGAGCUAAAUUUCACGAAACACAUCGACAAGAGAAUUAAGGCGUACAGUGGGGGUAACAAGCGUAAGUUGAGUACUGCAUUGGCACUGAUCGGGAAUCCGGCUGUGGUGUACCUGGAUGAACCUACCACGGGAAUGGACCCUGGGGCUAAGCGGCAGCUGUGGAAUGUGAUAUGUAAAGUUCGGGAGGCAGGAAAAGCGAUCGUUCUAACGUCGCACAGCAUGGAAGAGUGUGAGGCACUGUGUUCGCGGCUGGCCAUUAUGGUCAACGGGGAAUUCAUGUGUCUAGGGUCCACGCAGCAUUUGAAGAACAAAUUUUCGAAAGGAUUUCUGCUAACCACCAAGGUGAAACGAGACUCUCUAGAGGAAUUGCAACGAAGAGUUGAGGGCGUUAAGCUGUUCGUGCAGCAGCAGUUUACCGGAGCAGUAUUGAAGGAGGAAUACCAGGAUUCCUUAAGCUUUCACAUACCACAAACGGACCUUCGAUGGUCCGCAAUGUUCGGUUUGAUGGAAUCCAAUCGGAAGCGGUUGGAGAUUGAGGACUACGCACUGGGGCAGACCUCUUUGGAACAAGUAUUUCUCUAUUUUACCAAAUAUCAACGAGAAAGUGAAUAAAUUUAAAAUUACUGGCUUUUAAACAAUAUAAAAUUGUAUU